UCAUAUUCUUGAAUCUUUCUAAAAUAAACAAACACAUCUACUCUUUUGGCAAUUCCAAGGUUCAGAGUCGGAAGUAGCUCACUACUCCAACCCCAUUCUUGGACUGUAACCAGAAACCGUAGAUUAUAAAUUCCGGCCAAAAUCAAGGCCGGCGACCGGUGAAAUAAACAAAGGGAUAACCUAAGCAACUACUACUUUGUUUGGAUGUGGGAAUUCUGGAGAAGGCACAAAAGGAAGGUAUAUGUUACAUUUGGAGUACUUGGAAGUGGGUACCUUUUGUACAAGCUGUAUGACGGACACAAGCGUCGACUCUCUGAUCUUGAGAGGGAACUCGCGGAUGAGAGGAGAAAUGAGGAACUCAUUAGAUCCCAGAUCAAGGAACAUUUCGAGAAAAUUCAGACAAUAGCUGAUUCAACGACAUUGCCUCAUGUAAUUCGAUAUUUAAGUAGUCGAAUAGAAGAACAAUUGGACCUCGCGCACUUGACGGAGAGUUUGAUGAAAGGGAAAGACCAGCCAAAUUCUCUAACUGCUGCAGAGAAGCUCGAACUAUGGGACAGACUCAAAAUUUUAACUUUUACCAGAAUGGUGUUGUCUCUUUGGGCGACCACAAUGCUAAGCUUAUAUAUUAGAGUUCAAGUCAACAUAUUAGGGAGACAUCUUUAUAUUGAUACUGCGCGUGGCCUCGGAAGCUCUAUUCAACUUGAUGAAGCUGAUCUAAUUGACAGAGAUGACGAGCAGCAGUUUCUAGCCAGUGCAGACUAUCUUACCAAUGUUGGCCUGCCUACCUUGAUUUCAACUUUUGAAGCUGCAACAUCUGAGGUUCUAAAAGGAAAACAGCUGAAGGAUUUCUUCAACAGAACUGUACUUCAUGAUACCAUUCUGCAGAUAUUGGACACCUUCUUGAGCAUGGGAAGUCCUCAUCAGUGGCUGGGCUUUUUGAUGCCAGAGCUCUCUAAUUUAUAUAACUCUGCUGCUACCUCUUGCGGUAGCAGUACGGAACCUUCUCCUGCAUCCAAAUUUGAACAACUUAUGCUGGAGGCACGGGCCGUUCUGUCAAGCUCUGAAUUUAAAAAUAUUCUGGACAUGUCACUUAAAACAGCGGUGGAUGUGAUGAUGGAUGACAUAAGGGGCCUCUGUGGAGAAACCAAUUUAAAAUUAGGCAUUCCAUUAGCUAAACUUCUACCACGGCUUGCUCAGAUGAGUCACAUCCUGCUUGAAGAACCCAAUAGGGACAGAUACAUCCAAAUUGUCCAAAACAUGCCAGAAGUAGAAAUGUUCUUCACCUUGUUAUAUGCAAGCACACCAGCUUCAUAGUGUACGAACAUGAUGUUGUAUUCUUGUGUAGCUUCAGUGUAGGCAUGGAUGUAAAAGAUUACAUAUAGCUUUUUGUUAGUUUCUUUAAGGGUUAAAAUUUGGUCAAAAAUAAAAAAACUGAAGAUUUUCUGGUGAAGUUACAUUCUUUGUGAGUACUCACAGUAGCUGCUAAGUAUGGAGUAAUUUAUUAUGCAGCCUGAUUAUUUCAUCAGCUGAAUUAAUGGUUUAAAGCUGCUUUUAAAGGUGCAA
This is a messenger RNA of Lycium ferocissimum, 1563 nucleotides long. Its product is annotated as peroxisome biogenesis protein 3-2-like. Gene Ontology annotation, molecular function: protein-macromolecule adaptor activity. Gene Ontology annotation, biological process: protein import into peroxisome membrane. The transcript is spliced from 7 exons. The coding region runs from base 205 to 1314 and encodes 369 amino acids. The record is from RefSeq and is a predicted model, not a curated record. Gene Ontology annotation, cellular component: peroxisomal membrane. NCBI's taxonomy places the organism in Eukaryota, Viridiplantae, Streptophyta, Magnoliopsida, Solanales, Solanaceae.